Molecule: messenger RNA, 1227 nt
Organism: Penicillium crustosum
Lineage: Eukaryota; Fungi; Ascomycota; Eurotiomycetes; Eurotiales; Aspergillaceae
Exons: 3
Coding region: 1-1227 (408 amino acids)
Source: RefSeq, a predicted model, not a curated record
AUGCUCGGGCUAAGUGACAGAAGUUCAAGGUCCUCCAGGAUGCUGGCUUUCGUCCUGGCUGCGAUUUUGUUGAAUAGCCCAGCUCCAGUGGUUUUCGGGUUGAAAACCACACCGGGUUCGCCCUGUACAGAUGUGUGCGGUACUACGGCCAACACUACAUCUUCCGAGAUUGCGUGUUUGGAUCAAUCGUACAAUCAAUCAUCAGUAGGGAAAAGUUUCCAAAAAUGCAUCACCUGCCAGUUGGACAGCAAGUUCAACGACGCGAACACUGGAGAAUCGGAUGUGAACUGGGGACUCUAUAACCUGCGCUACGCUUUUUCGACCUGUGUAUUUGGAUCUCCAGACUCGAUCUCAAAUGUCUCGUCUCCGUGCCCGGUUGCAUGCGAUGGCGUGCGUUUAGCAGUCGAAACCAACCUUGAAGACCCAGAUACAUCGAACCUGGAUUCGUGGUGUGACACACCGUCGUUCGCAGAUAACGUCGUCAACACCUGCGAGUUCUGCUACAACUUGACAACCACCCAAGUUUACAUGGCAAACUUCCUCGAGUCCAUCCGCUACAACUGCCAUUUCAAGACAGUAACGGGCAAGGCAUUCGACAUAACCCCAACAAGAAUCUUCACCCAAUCCCUCCUCCCCUCAAGUCUCUCUCUCACAACGCCCGUUUCCAAAAUCUCAAAACUAGAUCUGGGAGUGGUGAUCGCCGUGCCAAUCGUAGGAUUCCUAAUCCUGGUCUCGUCCCUCGCGUUAUGUUGCUUCUUCUUCAUACGGCACCGACGCAAGAAGACCCGUCGGAACCGGCAGACGGUUAACCCGUACAACCACUGGAACGGUGCAUCGCCGACCAGCGCGCAGCAGCAAGCCUGGGCCGAGCAGCAGAUGUAUAACUCUGGCGGGUAUGGGCAUGGAUCUGGGUUUGGCUUUGUUGAUAAUGAUGGCCGUGGACAGGAGCUUGCGUAUGGCCACCACAACCAACAUUAUCAAAACCAACAGUACCAGCAGCACUUCCAGGGUCAGGAUAAGUCUGGUUUCUCGCAGGACAUUAUCGAGGAAUCUCCUCAGCAGCAGUACCAGCAACAACAGUAUGCUCAACAACAGUAUCAGCAGCAUGAUCAGGUCCCUGCUCACACUCAGGUAUUUGAGCCGGAUCAAAAGGGUCAGCAUGGUCAGGUACCUGUUCACCCUCAGACCUUUGAUCCAGAUCAAAAGAACCCCCAGCAGUGGCAAUGA